Molecule: messenger RNA, 703 nt
Organism: Orbicella faveolata
Lineage: Eukaryota; Metazoa; Cnidaria; Anthozoa; Scleractinia; Merulinidae
Biological process (GO): negative regulation of telomere maintenance via telomerase; telomere maintenance via telomerase; protein localization to chromosome, telomeric region
Cellular component (GO): telomerase holoenzyme complex; chromosome, telomeric region; shelterin complex
Molecular function (GO): telomeric repeat DNA binding
Source: RefSeq, a predicted model, not a curated record
UUGGCAUUGUCACACUAUCCAAGAUGGCGACCUGGAUUAAACAACCUUGGAUCGAGAACGCCUUGAAGAGCUGUGCCAACAGUUUGCCUAAAAUUGCAAGAGCACAAGUAUUGAAGCUUGAAGAAACAUCAGCUGUAAUCAGUGACAAAAAGCUCUUUGUUAAAGCUGAGUUCUCUCCAGCUGCCAUUGAGGAAUUUAAAAGAGAUAAUACAAGUCUUCAGCUUAAUGACAUCCUAGGUGGGCUGAUUUUUAUCAAAAAAUACUCAGUGCGUGCCACUGAGGAAAACGAGUUGGAUCAUGCUGAGUUUUUAAUCAGCAUUGAAGAGUUCAAGUUUGCUGGAGGGGAGGGCAACACACAGUUUGGUAGUGAUGUCACAGAUAGUUCAGCCUGUCCCCAGUUUAAGGCCAGACUACAGCAACUGUGGAGAGCCGGACAACUCAGGAAACAACUUGUGGGAGGUAAUAGUGAACAUUCUCCCCCCACCUGCCCAUGUUUUGUUUUACUUUGUUUUUCAUUUGUUUGUUUAUUUAAAAUUUUUGCUGGAGCCUGCAUGACCAAGUUUUUUAGGGCACUAGAUUUGAAAUCUAGAGUCCAUGGUUCAAAACGUCUGCCCAGCUACUAAGCUAAGCUGGAUUUGUUUUUUUCCAGGUGUUAAGUUCAACUCUGUGGCUAUGCUUUGUAACCUAGGAAGUGAAUAACUAG